Molecule: messenger RNA, 1819 nt
Organism: Gastrolobium bilobum
Lineage: Eukaryota; Viridiplantae; Streptophyta; Magnoliopsida; Fabales; Fabaceae
Product: transcription factor TCP20
Exons: 2
Coding region: 279-1214 (311 amino acids)
Cellular component (GO): nucleus
Molecular function (GO): DNA-binding transcription factor activity; sequence-specific DNA binding
Source: RefSeq, a predicted model, not a curated record
AUAUCUGGCUGGUCAAAACCCACUACCCUGAGAAAGAGGUAAGAAAGGACAAGAGAGAGAGAGAGAGAAACCAUGAAGUGAAAAUUUGGACAUGGGCACAUUGGGAUUUUAAUAUUUAAUGUUUUGUCCCUCAAUCCUUGCCAGAAACAGUGAAAACUCAUGAAAGUUUAGGACUUUUCAGGCCACCUUCUUCAAUCAAAGAGGACCCAUCAUUUCUUUUCUUUUUUCUUUUUCUUUUUAAUUAUUAUUUUUUUCUUUUAAUCUUUUGUGACCUGUUCAUGGAUCCCAAGGGCUCAAAGCAGCCACAAGCACAGGCACAGGAGUUACCCAACAAUUUCCUGAGCCUCCCACAGCCACACCAACAACAACAAGGGAACAUGGGAGAGAACAAGCCAUCAGAGGUGAAGGAUUUGCAGAUUGUGAUUGCUGAGAAAGAAGAGAACAAGAAGCUGCAGUUAGCACCAAAGAGGAGUUCCAACAAGGAUAGACACACCAAGGUUGAAGGGAGAGGAAGGAGGAUAAGGAUGCCUGCUCUUUGUGCAGCUAGAAUCUUUCAGUUGACCAGAGAAUUGGGUCACAAAUCCGAUGGAGAAACAAUCCAGUGGCUUCUGCAGCAAGCUGAACCAUCUAUUAUAGCAGCCACAGGAACUGGGACAAUACCAGCAUCUGCUUUGGCUGCUGCUGGUAACUCUGUUUCACAACAAGGGACCUCUUUAUCUGCUGGGUUACACCAAAAGAUUGAUGAAUUGGGAGGGUCCAAUAUUGGGUCAGGAAGUAGGACCAGCUGGACUAUGGUUGGAGGAAAUUUGGGGAGACCCCAUGUGGCCACCACAGGUCUAUGGCCCCCUAUCAGUGGAUUUGGAUUUCAGUCAUCAUCUGGUCCAUCUACACCAACUUUAGGCACUGAGAGUUCAAAUUAUCUGCAAAAGGUUGCAUUUCCAGGGUUUGACUUGCCUGCUACCAACAUGGGGCAUAUGAGUUUUACCUCAAUUUUGGGUGGAGGUAACCAGCAGAUGCCUGGUUUGGAGCUUGGUUUGUCUCAAGAUGGCCAUAUUGGGGUUUUGAAUCCACAAGCUUUGAGCCAGAUUUAUCAGCAGAUGGGUCAAGCUAGAGUACACCAACAACAACAGCAACAGCAGCACCACCACCACCACCAGCAUCAGCAUCAGCAGCAGCCUCCUACUAAGGAUGAUUCCCAAGGUUCAGGACAGUAAGGUUUUUAUGGAUUUGGAUGAAAGAUGUAGCAUUGUCCAGAGGCUGAGGUUUUCUACAGUGGCUUUUGUAUUGUAUAGUUGGGGAGACUGUGAGGAAAUAGAUGUCUCAAGAGAAUUCAAUAGAAACUGGAUUUGGUUUACCUUUCCCCCUCUUAUUGUUCCUUCUCCACAGUACUUAAGUCUCCAGAUACAGCUUGCAGGUGGAAUUGGAUGGCCAGAUAGCUUGGCUGAUUGGGUCUGGCCUUAAACUAUUGUUUAAUUCAGAGGUGUGUUGAUUAUUUUGUUCUUCUCUAGGUCAGGAUGGAGUGCUGAUCAGUUUGUUUGUGAAAUUGAUGAUAUAGUUUCAACUUUCAUAAUCAUAUUUGUCAAAUUUCUUAUUGGAUUUGGUAGUAGUACUUUUAUCAUCUGAGAGAUUUUAAUCUGUGUGGAAUUGCUCUUGCAAAUUACAUGUGUGAACUGUGGCUAUCUUCCACACCCUUUCUGCACUUAAGCUGCUUUCUUGUUAUCAUUGGGGUGAUUUACCAUCCCUUAACAUACAACUUGACAGCUUUCCUUCAAAAUUCAUCACUUGGGAGGAUCUUUCCUUUUUCUUUUUUUUUUUGAAA